AAAAUAAUAAGAAUGGGUGUAAGUUGUUCAAAUAUGAAAAAUCAAAAUGUAUUUAAUAUAAUGGAACUGCCUUAUAAGUAUAUAGUUAAAAAUACUUAGUAUUCAUGUAAUGGCAUAUAUCUGGUCUGAUAAUGGACAUAAUUUAUUUGAUUAUGAGAGUGAUUCACUAGUAAAAAAAUCAAUAGACUUUGAUUUUUAAGGUAUUUUGGAUAAAUAUAUAAGGAAGAGUAGUUUAAUUAGAUCGAGAUAUUUUGGCUUUAACAAAAAAUGUAAGAAUAUUUAUAGAAUAUAAAGGAAGUAGUAAGGAAUGAAAGAGAAAUCUUUGAGUUUCGUAGUAAUCAGAAAUAAAUAGAGUUAUAUAAUUCUAAGAUAGAAAAUGCAUUUUGGAAAGUGAUUCGACCAAUAUAAGCAUCAGACUUACCUACAUUAGACCGUCAAAAAUUAAUGACAAAUACUACAAUAAAAUUAGGAAGAGUUAAGUUAACAGUUCUUGAUUAUAGUUUUGCAUAUGAAUAUGAUGAUGGAGGUGUACCUGAUGAAUUUGAAGAAAAGAAUAAAUUAAAUGACAGUGGAUGUGUAGAUGGAUAAGUUUAAUGUAGAUUUUGUUUAAGUAAAUUGGCAACACUUGAAAAUCCCUUUAUAAGUCCAUGUAAAUGUAUUGGUUCCAUUAAAUUUAUACAUUUAAAAUGUUUAUAAAGUUGGAUAAAUAGUCAAUUAAAAACUAAAACAUAAAAUGGAGUAACUUUAUAUUAUUGGAAAAGUAUGAAAUGUGAACUAUGUAAAACUAUGUAUAAAAGUAAUUCUAAAUAUCUUAAUAUUAGCAUCAUUUAAAUUUAAGUCUAUUCAAUAUAAUAUAUGUGAUAUCAAUAAACCAAAAGAACCUUAUUUAUUAUUACAAAUUAAUCAUAGUGAUAAAAAUAAAGAGUAAGGUUUAUAUGUAAUUGAUAUUAAAACAAGAGAUACUAUUAAAAUUGGUAGAACAUAAGAUUGUGAUAUUAAAUUACAUGAUAUAUCUGUUUCUAGACAUCAUGCUAGUAUACUAGUAAACCAUUAAGAAUAAUCAUUUCAUAUAGAAGAUAAUUGUUCAAAGUUCGGAACACUAGUAUUAGCAUAAGAAGAAGAUUUGUAGAUCUAAUUAAACUCUCCAAAAAGAGUAGCUUUGUAAGUUGGUAGGAUUGUAAUUGUUGUUACGAUAGAAAAAAAAAUCAAUAAAAAAAGGUAUCUAAAAAAUUUCUAUUAUUUUAGAAUUAAUAAAUAUAGAGUACCUCCAUAAUUUGAAGUUUUUAGAUAAAUUAAAUAACAUGAAGAUGAAGAAGAAUUUUAAUCAGCUGAAUAAUAAUAAUAAUCAGAUGUUGAAGAUAUUGUAAUAAAUGAUCCUACUUUUGAUAAAGAUUAAGAUAUGAGUAAAUUUAAAAACAUGAACUUUUUAACUGGAAGUAUUAUUUAAAGAGACUAUUAAUGA
Molecule: messenger RNA, 1462 nt
Organism: Paramecium sonneborni
Lineage: Eukaryota; Ciliophora; Oligohymenophorea; Peniculida; Parameciidae
Source: the annotation of a GenBank genome assembly